UGGAAAAACUAGGCUUACUUGUCUCUGGAAGGGGAGUGCACCUGGUAACCUUAGAUCCAGAAGUAGGGCAGUUCAAGACGACGACGACGACGACGAAUCCACCGACGCCGUUGAGCAGAUCCUGACAGUGCAACUCCGGUGCGACGAUCCCAUCUCCAGCGACCUGAACUCCUAGCAGCCGUCGAAGGUCGUCGAAGUUGCUGAUCGCAGCGUCGUCGAAGGUCGAUGGAGGCGCAGUCGUCGGAGGCUCUGAUAGGCUAAACCCAUUAUCUCCACCCCCUCAGAUCCUCCCCUUGAGAGAUAUUCUCUCAACAAACCCACGUUUCCACGUUCUUCUCAACUCGUUGAUCUGGGAUUUUGAUCGAUAUGCGUCGAAGGGUGCCAGAUUUCAGGCGCCCAGUUCGAAGGAGGAUCUCUGUUUGGAUCUGGUGGCUUAUUGGUAUCUUCGUCAUUGCUGGAUUGCUCCUCUUUGUUGUCCAGCAUCAGCAUCAGGUUCAACUUGACCUCCCUAAUCAGGAAAUUCAGGAAAUGACAUCACAAUCCGCUGAUGACUCACAUGCAAGCUUAAAUUUCACUGAAGAGCUAUUGAGCACAACCUCCUUUGCCAGACAAUUGAACGAUCAAAUAACUCUAGCUAAAGCUUAUGUGAUCAUAGCAAAAGAACACAGCAAUCUCCAGCUUGCUUGGGAGCUAAGUUCACAAAUCAGGAACUGCCAAAGGUUGCUUUCUCAAGCUGCAGUCAGAGCAAAGCCAAUCACCAUUGAAGAAGCACAUCCAAUUGUCAGCAGACUAUCUCACCUAAUGUACAAAGCCCAAGAUUCCCAUUAUGACAUCAGCACAACAAUAGUAACCCUAAAAAAGCAUGCUCAAGCGCUCGAAGAGCGAGCACAUGCAGCUACAGCACAAGGUGCAGAGUUUGCUCAGCUGGCUGCUGAAUCCAUGCCUAAAGCCCUUCACUGCUUAAACAUUAAACUCACAGAAGAGUGGUUUAGAAACCCUUCACUCAAAACACUCUCAGAAGAACAAAGAAAUUCACCUCGGCUUGUAGACAACAACCUUUAUCAUUUCUGCAUAUUCUCGGAUAACGUGCUUGCAACUUCAGCUGUUGUGAACUCCACAAUCUCCAAUGCUGAACAUCCUCAGCAGCUUGUGUUUCAUAUUGUCACUGAUCGGGUCAAUUAUAAGCCCAUGUUGACUUGGUUUCUGACAAACGAUUGUAAGGGGUGUACUGUAAAUGUCAGAAACAUAGAGGAGUUUUCGUGGCUCAAUGCCUCUUACUCUCCACUGAUAAAACAACUAUUAGAUAAAGAGACAAAGGCUUACUACUUUGGAGGUAAAGAUCAAAACGAUGAAGCAAAGUUUAGGAACCCCAAAUUUGUGUCCUUGCUGAACCACUUGAGAUUCUACCUCCCAGAAAUACAUCCUUCUCUUGAAAAAGUAGUGCUUCUCGAUGAUGAUGUUGUUGUCCAAAAGGAUUUAACUGUUCUGUUUUCGCUAGAUUUGCAUGGUAAUGUGAAUGGAGCUGUAGAGACUUGCCUUGAAGGAUUUCAUCGGUUCUACAGGUAUCUUAAUUUCUCAGAUACAAGGAUUAGCGCCAAGUUUGAUCCUCAAGCUUGUGGAUGGGCAUUCGGGAUGAAUAUUUUCGAUCUGAUAGCAUGGAAGAGAGCUAAUGUAACAUCUCGAUAUCACAACUGGCAAGAGCAGAAUGCUGACAGAAUGCUUUGGAAAACUGGCACGCUUCCCGCUGGGCUUCUAACAUUCUAUGGUUUAGUCGAGCCAUUGGAUAGAAGAUGGCAUGUGCUUGGUUUAGGCUAUGACUUGGAGAUUGAUGAUAGAUUAAUAGAGAGUGCUGCAGUGGUGCACUUCAAUGGGAAUAUGAAGCCAUGGCUGAAGUUGGCAAUCAGCAGGUAUAGGCAUUUAUGGGAACGGUACGUGAAUUUUGCACAUCCAUACCUCAAAGAUUGUAUUAUGCACUGAAGCAAUGCGAUUUUUCUUUGCUUCGUUCAUGUUUUUGUUUACAGUGCUAAAAUUUUAGAUUUAGAUUUAUUAUAUCUUAUUUCCCCCAUUGUUAUCACAAUCUCUCUUUUGUAAGUGUUGGGGAAAAAAAAAA
Molecule: messenger RNA, 2110 nt
Organism: Asparagus officinalis (garden asparagus)
Lineage: Eukaryota; Viridiplantae; Streptophyta; Magnoliopsida; Asparagales; Asparagaceae
Product: probable galacturonosyltransferase 11
Exons: 2
Coding region: 367-1977 (536 amino acids)
Molecular function (GO): polygalacturonate 4-alpha-galacturonosyltransferase activity
Source: RefSeq, a predicted model, not a curated record